Achroia grisella is the source of this 813-nucleotide messenger RNA. RefSeq names its product multiple coagulation factor deficiency protein 2 homolog. The record is from RefSeq and is a predicted model, not a curated record. The transcript has 5 exons. NCBI's taxonomy places the organism in Eukaryota, Metazoa, Arthropoda, Insecta, Lepidoptera, Pyralidae. Gene Ontology annotation, molecular function: calcium ion binding. Bases 79 to 612 code for a protein of 177 amino acids.
CUGACAGAUGAGAACUGCUUCUUGUUUCUUGUAUUUUCUAUAUAUAAAUAAAAUUAAAGAUUGAGUGAUGCGGUAGAAAUGAAAUUUGAAGCAUGUUUGCUACUGAUACUGCAUUCUCUGUGCUCGGGCCUCCGGCGGGGUCCACACCACCCCCACGGUCAGAGCCCGGUUGACCACACUCACCAUCAUUACAAGCCAUCAGGCUCUAACUCGCUCACAGCUGACUCACAAUUGCUGCAUGAUGUUAAACAUAUUGAAGAAGAUUCUAAUGUUUUAACCCCAGAGGCACUGGCCCGGAUGACUCCAGAAGAAUUGGAGUUCCACUAUUUUUCAGCUCACGAUUUUGACAGAAACUCCAAGUUGGAUGGCCUGGAACUUCUUAAGGCUGUAUACCACACUACAGAACAUGAAGCGCCUAAUCCUGAUGCGGAUUCAUCCAUAGAACCAGAAGCCAAUGAGCUUGAUGCUUAUAUAGCGCUGGUGGACCGUACAUUGGAGUCGGAUGACAUCGAUGGCGAUGGUUUCGUAUCCUACGCUGAAUAUCGCGCGGCGAGAGCUAACAACCCAUCAGAGAGAACUCCCAGGGUAUUAGCAGCCAAUUCCCCACCCUAACCUCGACUAUAAGUAUGCCUAUGUGAGAUAGAAAUAGUCAAACUUUACUUACUUUGAAUAGUAUUAUUAUUAUUUGUAAAAUACAAAUAAUAAUAAUACUACUUAUAAAAGAUUUUAACUAAUUUACAGAUAAUAUUAUCUAUUAAAACAUGGCCCUUACAAAACCUACACAUCUUUAAUUUAAUCUUUAAGUAAUAAUAA